AUGGAGCAAAUAAAUUAUGAAGAAAUUUUAAAACACUUACCUUCAAAUAAGAUAUAUAAAGAAUUUAAAUCUGAGAUCAGUGAAGUAGAUAAUAAUUUCAAUUGUGAUAAAUUUGAAUCAGUAAAAACCGAAUACAAAGUUAAUUGUAUUAAUCUUUGUAAAAAAGUUGCAAGAAAUUUAAAAAAAAUACCCGAAGAGGAUAAAUUAUGGAGCUAUAAUCACCGUUGUUUACAUUAUAAAUACUGGGUAUAUGAAGAAAUAUGGAAAUUGUUUGAAAAAAGUUCACCAGAAGAAGAUGUUAAAGCUGUUGUUAAUGAAUUUCGUAAUCUCCAAACUUCCCUUACGGAAGAUUAUUGGAUAUUGAAUUGUAAUUAUGAUUUCGAUGAUGAAGCUUUAAAUGGAUUGAAUAAUAAAAAAGAUGAGAAAUAUUUGUAUGAUUACUUUGUAAACCAUGAGUUUAUUAAAAGUAAAAAUUUUUGUAAUUCUGUUGAGAAUGAUAAAUAUAAAAAAUACCUUAAUGGUAUUAAAGGUUUAUAUAAUCAAAAAAAGAAAAAUUGUUGUGACAAAAAAGUAUCGAAGUGUCCUAACUAUUUUUUGAAUUGUGCAGAUGAGUUUGAUCCAAAUAAGCUCUUAAAUGAAUUGGAUUCUAUGGAAAAAGGAGGUUGUAAUGGAUUAAAAGAUAUUAGAACUGAAACUGAUAAAAAAAAACAUGAUUCUACAGAGUUAGAUCAAGAUUUUUUGAAUUCAUUUUAUUUCACUGGAUGUCCAGUACUUAGUAAUGGCAGAUCUUCUACAAAUAAUGGAGGUAUGUCCUGUAAUUUAUUCCGAGCAAAUGUUAAUGUAAGAAGUGGUGUAAUUGGAGAUGGUGGAAAUACUGAAGAAGAUGUCUCUAAUAGCUCAUCUAAGGAAGUACAGGUGAUAAUAUCUAGUACAUAUUCGGAAAUGUCUGAAUCUCAAAAAAGUACGAACCAGUUGCGCGUAAGUGGUCCAGUAAAAAAAAAUAAUAUGUCACCUGAAGAAAAGACAGACGAUAGUAUUAGAUGGAAUUUUGGAAAAGGAACACUCACUUGUCAAUCUAACGCUUCGGAGAAUGAUGACUACGGACUGUGUGAAUAUAUGGAAGAAUUGGUUGAAGAAGGCUUUUUUAUAAGAGAAAAAGGCACUGGUGGUUAUAAAUUUAAAAAAGGAAAAAAUUGGAACCCAAAAUACUUAGUAAAUAUAGCUAAAACUAAAAGGAGAUUGAAAUCAAACUCAUCGGGUUUUAGAGAUUUAGGUAAUUCCCAAAUUAUAAUGCUCAAAAAAGACAUGCAAACUUAUAGUCAUAUUCCAAAUAGACAAAUAUAUUCUGGAAAUUUUGUAGAAUAUAAUAUAUUAAGGAAUGUUUUCGUCCGUAUUUCGAUUGUAGUUUCAUUAGUAAUGGGAUUCAUAUUUAUUUUUUUCCUUUAUCUUAAGUUUACUCCAUUUGGAUCAUGUUUAGGUAAAAUUAAAAAAAGGAAAAAAAGAUAUAGGACUAAUUUCACUGUAUUAAAUCAGGAAAGAUUACAAAAGAGAUUCAUAAAACGUACUUAUAGGAAUUCUAGUAGGAGGAGAUUUAGUGUAGUAAAUGUAGAACGAUGA
Plasmodium malariae is the source of this 1617-nucleotide messenger RNA. RefSeq names its product PIR protein. NCBI's taxonomy places the organism in Eukaryota, Apicomplexa, Aconoidasida, Haemosporida, Plasmodiidae. The coding region runs from base 1 to 1617 and encodes 538 amino acids. The record is from RefSeq and is a predicted model, not a curated record. The transcript has 3 exons.